This is a messenger RNA of Endocarpon pusillum Z07020, 1287 nucleotides long. Its product is annotated as Mannose-6-phosphate isomerase. The coding region runs from base 1 to 1287 and encodes 428 amino acids. Gene Ontology annotation, cellular component: cytosol. Gene Ontology annotation, biological process: GDP-mannose biosynthetic process; carbohydrate metabolic process. The record is from RefSeq and is a predicted model, not a curated record. Lineage: Eukaryota; Fungi; Ascomycota; Eurotiomycetes; Verrucariales; Verrucariaceae. The transcript has 4 exons. Gene Ontology annotation, molecular function: zinc ion binding; mannose-6-phosphate isomerase activity.
AUGCAAGUGCCGUUGAUUCGGCUCCAGUGUGGCGUCAAUAGCUAUGAUUGGGGGAAGAAGGGCAAAGACUCUGCUGCUGCCAAAUAUGCACUCGCCACUCCUCCCGAUGGCUUCUCGAUCGAAGAAGAGAAACCUUAUGCUGAGGUCUGCCUGCUCCUAACCUCUCCCGUCAAGCAUCAGACUGAUCAAGCCAAGCUAUGGAUGGGCACUCAUCCUUCACUGCCAUCCAAAGACCUCGAGACAGGCCGUUCGCUACUGGACCUCGUCUCAGACAAUCAGGCCCUGAUGAGCACCGAGAUCUCCAAGAAGUACAACAACAAACUGCCCUUCCUCUUCAAAGUGCUCUCCAUCUCCAAAGCACUAUCCAUCCAAGCCCACCCGAACAAGAAACUGGCCGGGGAGCUUCACGCCAAAGACCCCAAGAACUACCCGGACGAUAACCACAAACCGGAAAUGGCCAUCGCCAUCACCCACUUCGAAGGCCUUUGCGGUUUCCGGCCGCUCAAGGAGAUCGCCCACUUCCUCAAAACCAUCCCGCCCCUCCGCGCCCUCGUCGGCGAAGACCGCGCCAGCAGCCUCGAAACCACCGCCGCGGCCGAGGAUUGCGACCUCGUGACCAGCAAAUCCAGCCUCCGCGCCGCCUUCACCGCGCUCAUGAAAUCCGCCCCAGAAGACGUGCGCGCCAUGUCCAAGUCGCUCGUCUCGCAGGCCGAAUCCCAGGAGAUCAGCCCGGGCCCCUCGCUCGCCCCCGGCCAGGCCAUGUACCUCAAGGCGGACGACAUCCACGCCUACGUCUCCGGCGACAUCAUCGAAUGCAUGGCCAGCUCCGACAACGUCAUCCGCGCCGGCUUCACGCCCAAGUUCCAGGACGUCAACACCCUGACCGAGAUCCUGACCUACGACCACGAUCCGCCCGCGCAGCAGCUGCUGCAGCCCGUCGACUAUCCCUACGUGACGCUGAACACCGCGGCGUACGGUUCCGGAAGCGACAGUCUGCUGUACGAUCCGCCGAUCGAGGAGUUCAGCGUGGUGAGGACGGCGCUGAAGGCGGACGGGGCCAAGGCGACCUUCGAGGGCAUUGCCGGGCCCAGCGUGGUCAUCUGCACCAGCGGACAGGGGAGUAUCAGCGUCGGGCCGAAGAGGGAGGAGCUGAAGGAGGGGUUCGUGUAUUUUGUUGGUGCCACGGCGGAAUGUGUGAUUGAGAGUCGCGGAGCGGAUAUGGUGACGUUCAAGGCCUUCUGUGAGAUCGAAGACGGGAAAGGAGAGAGGGAGACGAAUGGCCAUUGA